Molecule: messenger RNA, 327 nt
Organism: Coprinopsis cinerea okayama7#130
Lineage: Eukaryota; Fungi; Basidiomycota; Agaricomycetes; Agaricales; Psathyrellaceae
Product: RING finger domain-containing protein
Exons: 3
Coding region: 1-327 (108 amino acids)
Biological process (GO): protein ubiquitination; anaphase-promoting complex-dependent catabolic process; positive regulation of mitotic metaphase/anaphase transition
Cellular component (GO): anaphase-promoting complex; nucleus
Molecular function (GO): cullin family protein binding; ubiquitin protein ligase activity; zinc ion binding
Source: RefSeq, a predicted model, not a curated record
AUGAAGGUCACAGUCAAACACUGGCACGCCGUCGCCUGCUGGAAGUGGGAUACCGGCAAAGACGAAGAUUCAGACGACGACGAGGAAGGCCAUGUCUGUGGUAUCUGCCGCGUUCCCUAUGAAGGGUGCUGUCCAUCUUGCAAGAUGCCCGGAGACGAUUGCCCUUUGAUCUGGGGAGAGUGCUCACACGUCUUCCAUAUGCACUGCUUGUACAAGUGGCUGAACACCGCUGCGUCGAAGCAGCAAUGUCCUAUGGAUCGCCGGACUUGGGUCACGGCCGAACGGACAGUCGGUAAAGACAACGCACCCGCCCAAGCGGGAUCUUGA